GCCACUAAAAAUCCCGACACAGCACCUGUAGUCCUAUGGCUGACUGGCGGGCCGGGAUGUAGUUCCCUGCUGGCUAUGUUCACCGAAAACGGACCCUUUCUUGUUGGCACCGAUGGACAGACAGUAGGAACGCGUGACUAUAGUUGGAAUACCGUAGCGAACGUCCUAUAUCUGGAAUCCCCGGCCGGAACGGGAUUCAGUUAUGACGAGAAUAAUAACUAUACGAAUAACGAUGAGACGACUUCACUGGAUAACUACCUGUCUAUCGAAAGUUUUUUCGUAAAAUACCCGCAUUUGAAGGGAAAUCCGUUUUAUAUAACAGGAGAAAGUUAUGCCGGUAUUUAUAUACCAAUGUUAGCCAAACAGAUAUACCGACACAACUCCACCAUCAAUUUGAAAGGUGUGGCGAUUGGUAACGGGGCACUGGCUAAUGAUAGAGACACCAACUUUGGACAGGCGGCUUAUGAUUUUGCAUUGGGACACGGGUUGAUCACUACUGAGGAUUACGAAAGGAAAGUAGAAAACUGUUGCGACUGUAAGGUGGGUGCUGUUCAACACCAGUGCGACUUUACUAACCCGGAUAAUAAAACUAAAUGUGAUUCAGUAAAAAUAGACUACCUGACCUCCCAGCUUCCCAACCCAUACAAUAUCUAUGAUAACUGUGCGCCUGAUCUCAACAAUCAACAGAUAUUUAACGAGUAUUAUAGACCGAUGUUUGACAAAAUUGGGUUAAGGUUUGGAAAUUUUAAGCUCCGAGAUAAUCCACCGGAAUGUAACAAAUACGGACAUACCGUAUAUUUAAAUACCGGUGCAGUACGUAAGGCAUUACACGUACGUGAAGGGUUAAAACCAUGGUCUAAGUGCAAUGGGGCAGACCUUUAUAACCGGACAGGUUUUGCCCCUCAAUUGCAAAACGUUAAGGACUUGAUACGUACAUACAAAAUGUCCAGGUUUAUCGCAUAUAACGGCAACUUUGACUCAUUGGCGGUGUUUAUGGGCGGACAGAGGUUUGUUUGGGAAUUGGGAUUUCAAACUACCAGUCCUUAUAAGAAAUGGACGGUCGAUGGGACUCCCGAUGGGGUUAUCGGGGGUUUUAUACAGGAAUACGAAAGGGGUGUGAGUUUUGUGGUGGUCAGAGGGGCCGGACAUAUGGUGCCCGAGGAUAAACCCGAGGCAGGCCUACAAGUGCUUAGAUAUUUAUUAGGAUUAACACAAUUUUAA
Molecule: messenger RNA, 1221 nt
Organism: Oppiella nova
Lineage: Eukaryota; Metazoa; Arthropoda; Arachnida; Sarcoptiformes; Oppiidae
Source: the annotation of a GenBank genome assembly